Molecule: messenger RNA, 870 nt
Organism: Erythranthe guttata (spotted monkey flower)
Lineage: Eukaryota; Viridiplantae; Streptophyta; Magnoliopsida; Lamiales; Phrymaceae
Source: RefSeq, a predicted model, not a curated record
AUGGCUAACCAAGUUAUAUGGGCAACUACAUUUGUAAGUGAUUUUGUUCAUCAGUACGAGAAAGCAAUAGAUGCAAGAUAUUUUAAAGAGAAAGAAAAAGAUUUGAAGACAAAGAACACCAAACCAGUUCUGAAGACAUGUUACAAAAUUGAAGCAGAUGCAGCUAAUGAUGGUGUCAAAAAAUGUUAUCGUGUGAUGCUAAUGGGAAAGGAGAAACCGGUUUAUGAAGUAGUUCUUGAUCCAAUUGAAAAGAAUGCCAUAUGUUCUUGUCACAUGUUUGAAUUUGUUGGAAUUCUUUGUAGACACAUUCUUGCAUUUUUUGUAAAGAAAUCUCUCUUCUUGGAGGUUGUUGAAGAAGGACAAAAAUCCCAAAGAAAGCAUGAUUAUUUAGCACUUGCUCUAAGAAAAACUCAUUCUGAACUUUUGGACUUGGAUGAUGAGAGUAACGAAACCCGAAUUCAUGGUGGAUCAGCUAUUGAGAAACAACCUCAACACAGUGGCCAUCAAUUAUCUAAUAUGCCUGUCACUUUGUUAGACCCACCACAUGUUUCUUCAAAGGGGCGACCUAAAUCCUUAAGGCUUAAACAUCCCAUGGAAUCACAAUCAGGGAAAAAGAGAAAGUGUAGCAUAUGCAAGCAAACUGGACAUAUCAAGACGAGUUGUUCUUUACAUAAGCAAGCAUCGCAUAAUGCUAUAACAAGUCAUUCACCUACUAUGUAUGAUUCGUUUAAUCCCGAAACAGUGGAUGAGGAGUUGCCAACAACGGUGUAUUCAUUAUCUACCCAACCUUUGAUGUAUAAAGAUCACCAGCCUUCAAGUUUUAUGGAACUGGUGAUGGCAGCCACAAAAAGUCAUGAGAAGAAGUUGUGA